Drosophila busckii is the source of this 5173-nucleotide messenger RNA. RefSeq lists its product as uncharacterized. The coding region runs from base 564 to 4937 and encodes 1457 amino acids. Gene Ontology annotation, molecular function: phosphatidylinositol-3,4,5-trisphosphate binding; GTPase activator activity. Gene Ontology annotation, biological process: signal transduction; positive regulation of GTPase activity. The record is from RefSeq and is a predicted model, not a curated record. Lineage: Eukaryota; Metazoa; Arthropoda; Insecta; Diptera; Drosophilidae. The transcript is spliced from 10 exons.
AAUUAGUUUAUUUUUUUGUUGUUUAUUUUAAUUUAAUAACAGUAGACUGUUGUGGUGCGUUGUUUAAAAGUGCGUGAUAUCUAUAACUGAUAUAUAUCAUAAAAUAAAAAAGGUGAAAGAAUCAUAACGGUUUUUGUUAGUGCGCGGUUUUUAUCAAAGUUAUAAACAAAUAAAAAAACAUUCCUUGUACGCAUUUUGUUGCCAUUUUAAGCAAUUGCAUUUAGUGGAGCAUUGCUUGUGAUAAAACGAAAGAAACAACGCGCAGGGGUAUGAAAAUGAUUCAUACAAGCACAACUACGUACUAAAAGUGAGCGCAAAACAUAAACAAGAAGAACAACAAUAACAAUUAAACGCGAUCGUCAAUGGGGAAAAAAAUGUGUAGUAUAUAGCUGCAAGUGCAAAAGUACAUGAAUUGAAGUUGUUUUUGGUGCCGCAAGAAGAGUUUUUACUUUUAUUUGUUUUUUGUUUAUUGUUCUCAAAUGUGUGCCAACGACAACAACAAUAGACGACGUCUCAAAAUUCGCAUAUUUGCAUAGAAGAAAUCAACAGUUUCAGCCUUAGCCAUGGAGCAAGCCGCGCCACGUCCAGUGCCAGCACCACGUCGUCUCUAUCCAGAACUGCGUGCGGCCAACUAUGAGAACAUUGAGCUCAAUCUGCCACACAGCAGCAAAAGCCAAUGCCAAAGCAACAACAACAACAAUUGCAACAAGUUGAACAUCGAGUCAAAGAAUCUUCAUCAAAGUUGCAGUGAGAAGAGCGCGCAUCAGAAGCUCAUACAGAAUGUGGUACUGGAGCAGCAGCCCAUCUAUGGACCCGAUGCCAAUGAGAAUGUGCCACAGGAACCGUUAUAUGCAACACCCAAGCCAGCGCCGCGACAGCGUCUGCCUCCAGAAGAGAUUUCGUCGCCCAAUCUGAGGCUGCGCAAGGCGCCCGAGGUGCCGGCCAAGCCGCUGAACAUUGAGCUGGAGCGUCGACGCGCCGAUCGCUACUCAAUCUCCAGUGAAUUCUCCACCACAAGUGUAGAUGUGGGUGCUGGCAAUGGCGAUCUGGAGUCGCAGUAUACGCCAAGCUCCGGCUCACUUAACUCGCUAAGCGGCAAAUUCAAUACACAAUCACCCGGGUAUGUAGUCGAUGUCGACUCUGAUGCGGAGCAGCAAGUGUUUGACGACCACGACCAAGUCGAGGUUCCAGAUCAGGUCCCGUCCGACAUAGAGGCAGACGAUUCUAACGCUGACGCUGACAACAAUCUGCUGCGUUCGCUGGGCAGCACUUCGAAGCAGCUGGGCGAGGCAAUUGGCGAACGCGUUGCCUUCAAAGCAAAGGACGCCAAGCGGCGCCUGGACAAGAAUCUAAAGAGUUCCAGCGAAGCGCUAAGCAAUCUACGACAAGCAGCAGGCAAACGCUUUGGCUCCAACUUUACGCUCACCAAACGGGACAAGGACAAAGUGCAGACGCGCGAGCCCAUGCAGCGCGGCGAGCACGCACAGCUCAUGGAGCGACCUAUGACCAUGCCCAAUACGGAUGUGUUCAAGGGCAUACAGUUCAGCAGCCCGCUGCAGCGGCUUGAGCGCCAGCAGGAUCUCAGCUGCAGCCAGGAGCAGGCGCACUCAGCGGAGUCGGAGACUAACUAUGAAGUGCCGCAGCAGAGCAAGCCAGCAAAGCCGCCCAGCUACGAUGAGGCGCUGCGUGCGCGUCCGCUGGAGACCGCCAGCAGCGAUUCGACGGGCGAGGAGCUGCCCAUGCCGAACUUUCCAGCGCCGCGUCUAUCGCAACAGCUGGACGCAUUGCAGGUGCAGGCGCAGGCGCCGGCGCGUGUAAAGCGACGCAAGCACUACGAGCACAUUCAGCUGCGUCGCCAGCUGGACUCGGCGCAGCUGCAGCAGCUCAACCUGGAAGCGGCUGAUGCCGAGCGGCUGCAGUCGCUGCAGCUGAGCGCCAGCAAUGCAGCAGCAGAGGCAACAACGCCGCAGCCAGCGCGCAGCGAUAGUUGGGAGUUCCAAGCUACUGGCGUGGAUGAGCAGCAGCAGCAGCAGCAGGAGCUGGAAGAUGAGCUCGACUCGUCGGCAGAGGAGCCGCUGUAUGCCAAUCAGGAGGCCACCUAUGGCAAGCUGUUUGAAAGUCGCAGCAAGCUGCUGACGCCGCAGCUGGAGCUGGCCUGCAUUAGCGAGGAUGCAGAGCUGGAGGGCGCUGUGGGCGGACUGCCGCUGGAGCUGAUUGAGGAGUUCGAUCCGCUGAGCAGCAAAUGCUCGACGCUGGCGCGCUCCAACAAAAGCAAUGAGCUGCUGCUGCUGGAGCAUCUGCUGGAGGAGGAUACCUAUGGCAGCAUAAAGCGUGAGCAGGACGAUGUCAGCAUGUGCACCUCCGAGGAGGAAGCAACACGGCUAACGCAAGCAGCACAGGAGGAGCAAGAGCAGGAUAAGACAGAAGUUAAGCAGCAGCUGGAGCAGGAGGAGGCUGCGCAAGUGGUGGACUUGGCACGCAAUCGCACCAAUUGGUUUGUCAACGAUGCCAAGACGCCCAUUGAAGGCGACAGCCCGCCGACGUAUCUGGAGGCCAUAGGUGAACCCAUUGGAGCAGCAGCAGCAGCAGCAGCUGCUGUGCCGCCCACUGCCGCCGCCGCCGCCGCCGAAUCACGCAAUACGCUUAGCUCACGUCUACGCCAGACCAUGAACGCCUUCUCCAAUGUCAAACUGCGCAUGGACGCAAUGAAGCGUCGCGCCAGCUUCAAGGCGCGCCAGUCGGAAGUGAAGCAUACGCUGCAAAUGGUGCCACGGCCCACGCUCUCGCCCUGCCUCGUGCGCUACGAGGGGCCGCUGGUGCGCUUCCCCUCCGGCGUGGUCGAGGAUAUACUCAAGGAAAUGCAGAACCGCAAGGCCAUUCUGCGCGAUCGUCAGUUCCAAACGUUUCUGGAUCAGGAGAUGAAAACGCCCAAGGAGUUUAUACCACUGGAUGCCAUUACGACGCUGCAGUGCGUCAGCAACAGUCGCGUCACGGACAGCGCCACGCACUUUUAUUGCUUCGAGCUGACCACAUCGCAGCCCAAGCAUGGCGCAUGCUACAGCGCUGCCAGCGCCGACAGCAUGUCCUCCAAUCCCAAUCUGCUGCUCACCAGCAGCGCCAGCGGCAAUUGCAAGCAGCAGCGUGUUGCACAUCUCUAUGGCGUCAACAAGGAGUCGGAGCGCGGGGUGUGGAUGCAAAAGAUACUCGAAAGCUUGACCAACUCACUGCCGCUCAAAUAUACGUGUCACUACUAUCGCGCCGGCUGGUGUUACCUCAAGACUUCCAUAACAUCCGAGUGGAGCGGCACUUGGCUGGUGCUGCGCAAGAGCCAACGACGUCUCAUCUUUGUCAGCGAGUCGAAUGGCAAUGUGGAGAAAAUGGAUUUACGCAAGGCGCGCUGCAUUGUGCUGAAGGAAAGCGACGAAUCCAUUGACAAUCUGCAUGUGGAGAGCGGCCCCAUGCUGAUGAUUGACUGUCCGCCCUAUGCUGUCUACAUGGUCAUGAGCUCGACGCGCGAAACAAAGAUCUGGCGUCACAUAAUACGCGAAGUGGCGCAUAACAAUGGAUUCUCGCUGGGCGAGCAGCAGCUGACGCGCUACGACGUGCCCGUCAUUGUGGACAAGUGCAUCAAUUUCGUCUACAUACACGGCUCCAUGUCCGAGGGCAUUUAUCGCAAGAGCGGCUCCGAGAACUCCAUACAGAAGCUGAUGAGCGCAUUUCGCGCCGAUGCCUUCAAUGUGGAAAUCACACGCAACGAGUACAACGAGCACGAUGUGGCCAAUGUGCUGAAGCGCUUCAUGCGCGACCUGCCCGAGCGGCUGCUGGGCAAGCUCACCGAUAGCUUUGUCUUUGUCACCGAGCUGGCGGUGGCUACAGAGAAAAUUCCCAUCUACAAGGAGCUGCUGGCGCGACUCAGCACCAUUGAGCACGAGACUUUGAGACGCAUUGUGGGCCACUUGGUGUUCAUAAGCUCGCAGCAGUCGAAGAACAAAAUGAGCGUGCAGAACCUAACCAUGAUCUGGGGACCCACAUUGCUGGCCAAGAAAAGCGACGAGCUGAUUUACUCACAAAAGGAGGCGGAUGUGCUUAGCGAUCUGAUAUUGCUCUACAAGAAUCUAUUUCCCUGCAGCGUAGAUGAAAUGAAAAAGGAGCAGGCUAUGCUCAGCUGCCUGCAGAAAUAUUACGCAGCAGCCGAGACGCUUAAGGAUGCUGUUAAACAGUCUGGCGACAUAAAAAUCUGGAUAAGUCUCAAUCCCAAUCCGGAGAAUACAACAGAGGAAAAGACACAAGUAAAUGCAACCAUUUCGCCUACGAAAAGCGCCUAUGAGCUUUGCCGCGAGUACGCAGCCAAAAUGGGCCUGGCCACGCAUCAGCUAACGCUCUAUGAGGUCAUACUGAACGGCAGUCUGGAGCGGCCGCUGCAUCAUGACACCAAAGUCUUUGACGUCAUACUCAAUUGGUCGUACUGGCCGGAGGAGGAUCGCAAGCAUAAUUAUCUGAUGGUGCGUCCCUUGGAGCUGCUGCGCGAAGUGCAACGCGCUGUUAAGAAUCUGGCAACAGUUACGCCCGGCAAGGAGCUGCGCUUUGCCGACUAUCGCACCAAGAGCUUCAAGUCGCUGCAGUGCGAGCUGCGCGAUGGCAAAAUUGUCAUCUCCAAGAAGGAUAAGAACGACAAGACAACCAUUGUGCGUGAAAUCUUUCUGCAUAGCUCCACAGCCUACUUGGGCUGCGAGCGCAAGCGCGACUUUCCCUGGAGCUGGGCCAUCACCUUUGUGGAGCGCACACAAGCGCAGAUAAUGCGUUCACGCGAUGCGCCGUAUAUUGGACACGUGCUGGCGGGCAGCGAGUGGAUGGAUCGCACCAUUUGGUACUCGAGCAUCUGGUAUUGUUUGCAUGGCGACAACAUCCUGCCGCCCGCUGAGAUCAUCAUCAAGUGAAGCGGCAUUUACACAAUUUAUUUAAAUAUAGCUUAAGUGCAAUAUAUAUUUUAGUUAUAUACUAGUUUCUAUAUAUCAAUGCCAAUCCAAUCAAUUCAUUAGCAAUCGUGAUAGUAAGCAAAAUGUUUUUAAAUUUAGUUGCCAGCAAAGUGUUAAGUGCAGCAGCUAUUGUUUAUAUAUAUUAAUAUCUACAGCUAUGGUUUAUAUAUAGCAAUAUCUACAGCUAUUGUUUAUAU